AUGUUCCAGAGCCAUUUCCACCUGUACCGGGAAUGGUUGCAUGCCGACCACGAAUACCAGAACCCACCUCCCGCCCCGCCACAGUCUGACAGUAAUGUGCUCUACUUCUUUGAGUGCCUUGAGCCAGGGUUCUGGAACCAGGUCAUGGUUUCCUCCCCUGGUCAAGGUGCAAAGAUUCCUCCCGUCAAACAUGCCGAUCUGCUUGUGCUGGACCAGCAGGGGCAGAUGUGGCCACCAGGGACGAAUGCGCUGCGCAGCGGCACUGAAGUUUGUAUCACCUCGAAGACAGAUUUCAUCCCUAUCGACGCCUCGUCUGCCGUUUUUUCAUACAGGAAGUUUCCACCGCCACCGCCUCCGCAUAUCGCUCACAAGUUGUACUCUGCACCGGCAUACACACGCUGCACGAUUGAGGAUCGAACCACAGUCAGCCAACAGGGCAGGCUCACUGCAGUACCCGGUAAUAUGGGGCAGACCAGAUAUGUUCUACACACCACGCUGAAGAUCCCGUGCAUGAUCCGGCGUCCCUACUGGGGCGCCAAGUCCCGGAGCUGGUUUGAGCCAGUGCCUGCGGACUUCGCGGAGGACCUGGCUCGAAAGGCCUCCCGGCUUCCCGAGCCCUCGGAAUAUCGAUGGAACAUCCAACGCCGCUGA
Messenger RNA from Epithele typhae, 651 nucleotides. RefSeq lists its product as uncharacterized. The record is from RefSeq and is a predicted model, not a curated record. NCBI's taxonomy places the organism in Eukaryota, Fungi, Basidiomycota, Agaricomycetes, Polyporales, Epitheliaceae. The transcript has 4 exons. The coding region runs from base 1 to 651 and encodes 216 amino acids.